Messenger RNA from Penicillium concentricum, 1107 nucleotides. Its product is annotated as Zinc finger C2H2. The coding region runs from base 1 to 1107 and encodes 368 amino acids. NCBI's taxonomy places the organism in Eukaryota, Fungi, Ascomycota, Eurotiomycetes, Eurotiales, Aspergillaceae. The record is from RefSeq and is a predicted model, not a curated record. The transcript is spliced from 2 exons.
AUGGAAGGCCCCAAAGACACUGACCCAAAGCAUUCUGUCAAGUGGAACGGGAGUUCCCCAAUCACUAAACCAAAUUUCGAUGAACAAGCGGCGUCUUCAGAAACGCUAGUUGGUGAGUAUGAGCGCCCCAUGAUAAUGACGACGCCAGGCCCAGCGGCGAGUAUUUCUACGACAAAUAUUUUGUCUGUCGUGGUCCAAUGUCUUAAAGAUUUAAGUCAGCUUGUUCUCAAAGGCUUGUCAUCGUUCGCCUCGGAAGUCCCACCACCGCUAUGGAAAGAUGAGCUGGGACGUUUGCGGGUUUGGACUGUCAAUAUCGGGGCGCAUCAGACCGGUGAAUCAUCGCUAGAUUAUCGAUUAAGAGAUACAUCCCACAUUAAAGAGCAGACACUUCGCGUGCUUCAGCGGCUGCAACGAAUUACCCAAGAUAUCAAUGAUGUUUUACAUCACUCACCUGAAGAUGACGACUUCUCGGAUAUAAGUGGGGAUGAAGAUGAUGACGAGCAUCAAACAGAAAUACAGUCUAUAUAUCAUGCUCUGCGAGAUACUAUCAACAACCUGUUCCAGAAGUCAAUGGUCAUCCAGAAGCCAGCCCGGCAUGAUCGCCUUCUUGGCGCCAAAAGAUCAGAUGCAGUCCUCUAUGAACCUUUUGACCGGCAACAUGUCACAGAAAAAUACCCGCAAGCGGGGGAAGAUGUUCUGAACCGUCUUGGACUGGCAAUAUCACAACGUCGAGCUGUAAUGCGGUAUCGUGAGCGCCAUCGCACCAAACUCGGCCGGGGUCUCAGUCAGGUUAUUGAAGACCAGGCAGACAGGCAAUCAGUCAUUCUGUCAGACACAGUCGCAACUGAGUUUAUGGAAGGUUUACCAGCGGCAAAAGACGAUUUGGAACUGCUGACUGUCGCCUCACAAACAUCAUAUGCUCAAACCAUAUUGAACGGGCCGGAAGGGACGGUUCUACCAACUCGGCUGAUGGAGCUCCAUUUGAAUGUCCCUAUUGUUUCCCGGAGGGCUUGGGCUCGUCAUGUUUUCAAUGACUUGAUGCCAUAUCUGUGUAUCUUCCCAGACUGUCCGACACCCCAUCGGCUGUAUGAAAGCCGCCGGGAGUAG